Molecule: messenger RNA, 1509 nt
Organism: Cylindrotheca closterium
Lineage: Eukaryota; Bacillariophyta; Bacillariophyceae; Bacillariales; Bacillariaceae
Source: the annotation of a GenBank genome assembly
AUGAGCAUGAGCCAAGGCCGAGGAUCUUCAGAGAACUCCAACUCCAAAGGCCGUUCGACUGGUGGUCGUGGCUCUCAGAAAGGUCCAGGACGAGGUGGUCGUGGUAGGGGAAGGGGUGGUAGAGGACGAGGCGGUCGAGGAAGAGGACGUGGCGGUCGCUCCCAAAACAAGAACAAUCGAAGCGGGAGGAAUCAUCAAGAGAAUGACAACCGUCAAAAUGUAUCCGUUGCUUCCAGAUCCUAUACAAUAGAACCAAAAGAAUCAACUGAAAGGAUGGAUACUAGCAAAAAUGUAUCAAAUCAAGACGAAGCACUAAUGGGAGCAUACCAAUAUUGCCCAAGAGAGGAAUGCGACGAACGACAGGAACUGAAGCAAGUACACGAGUUGGAAGCAACACUGGAAACCUGCUCGUUACCUCAAGCACAACGAAAACUAGAUCCUUGCCUAGCCGUAUCCAAAUUCAAGCGCUCGGCAGCUGGUACCUCUCAUACCGUCAAGCCAGCGCAAGUCCUAGAACGAACCCUGUCCCAUCUUCAGCGAAUCUGUGCUCGCCAUCAAGCUUCACCAGAACAUCCACCUAUUAACAAUCUUUUAGACUGGGCAGAAUUUCUGGUCGAUCGUUUGCGGGCAAUUCAAGCAGAUGCGACACGAUUGUCCUCGAGCAAUGCUGGUGUUUCAAGGGAUUGGCACGUUCAAUUGGUUCGAAUGCUGAUUUGGAUUCGGUAUUGGACCUAUUCCCUGGAUGGUGAUUCGUCAUGGCUUCAGCGAACUAUUAAUACCAUGAUUGGAACUGCGAUGGAGUCGUAUUGGGGUCAAGGGCAGGGGCUAGAGGGGCUAUCUGAUGCCGAUGAAAAAUUGCAUGAACGAAUGGACGAUGAAAUGUUGUGUUGGUCAGCUCUCCUGCACGUAUCGCAACAACAGGAACGACAAGUGGGUAAACGAAUUGGCCAGGCCGACGAUUUGAGCUGCAACAGUAUUCUUUUGGAUUUUUCCAAACUCUCCACGACGAGAAAGAUCGCACAUCAUUCACUAUGGAGUCAAGUAUUAAUCCUUUCGUCUCACCUCGUUCGCUAUGAAUACUAUGCAGCAUGGAAAAAGAUGGACAAUAUUACAGCAGGUCUCGCGUCGCAACCCAUGUCUAUUUUAUUCAAGUGUUGCAUCGAACCUAAUCUAUCUCUUUGGAGAUACAGGACGAUUCAGCAUUACAACAAGAGCUUUGCCAAGGAGGAGCAAAUAACAAGUGUGCCAAGGCUGUUAUCAAUAGAUCCAACCGAAUGGAAUUUGGACCACGCUCGGGAUUUUGGGUUGCCAGUCGAACAAAAGGACGAUGGAGAAAUCGCAUUGGUCUUCAAGAAAGCGCCGUUGAAAGAUGACGCUCCACGCACCAACAAUGCAGGGUCAAGGGUGAGGGAUCAUAGGUUCACAUUUGGAAAGUGUUUUGAUCUGAACGAAAAGAUGAGCAUUUCGAGUGUCCACAUUGACCAGAUGCUGAAAGGUGGACUGCCAUGA